This is a messenger RNA of Pelagomonas calceolata, 1430 nucleotides long. Lineage: Eukaryota; Pelagophyceae; Pelagomonadales; Pelagomonadaceae. The record is from the annotation of a GenBank genome assembly.
CCAGCACUCAGCGCGCUGUCAAAGUUUGAAGCGCGAGGAAGCAGCGCAACGCGAGCAUCGCUGAGCCAUGGCUGAGACCGCCGCACCGCGCCGCGUCGACUAUGACCUGACGCACAAGGCGGCUCCUUAUUUAGACGCUCACCUGGUCUUUCCGUUACUCGAGUUCCUCGAGGAGCACACGACGUACCAGGCGGGCGACGUGCGCAAAGCGCGAUUAGCACUCGUAGCCAAGACGAACAUGGUCGACUACGCGAUCGAGAUUCGGGAGGAACUAGACAACAACAACGCUAGGUUAGAAGGAAUACCAACGGUCGCGGAGAUGGAAGGUAGGAGAGAUAGCGUCUUCGCGACGUUAGAUCGCCUCGAGAAGCAAACGGAGAACCUGAGGAAUUUACUAGAGGACGCGGAUCAAGUAGACGAGCUCAAGGCCGAAGGCAAGUUCACGAAGGCGCACCUCGCGGAGGCCCACGGUGUCACUGCCCAGGACUGGGUCGAUUACGCCGAGUUCGCAAAAUUUUUAUACGAGUGCGGCGACUACGAGGGCGCGAGAGAUAUGCUCGACCACUUCCUGGCCAUCAACUUUCCCGAUGGUGUUUCUGAUACGUCCGCCGAUGCCGACGGGCGAGGCUUCCGGGCCUUGUGGGGCAAGUUCGCCUCCGAGAUUUUGCUCAAGAACUGGGACGCGGCCAUGGCCGAUUUACUUACUUUGAGGAGCGCCAUUGAUGAGAGGGGCUUCCCGCCCUUGCAAGCGCUGCAGCAGCGGUCGUGGCUGUGCCAUUGGUCGCUCUUCGUCUUCUUUAACCACGCGAAGGGCCACGAUGGCAUCAUCGACCUGUUCUUGGCGGACAAGUACCUGCAGGCCAUCCAGACGAACUGCCCUUGGCUUCUUAGAUAUUUGACCUGUGCCGUCGUGAUCAACAAGCGGAGGCGGAGUACGCUGAAGGAUCUCGUACGAGUCGUGUCUCAGGAGACGGAUCUGUCCGGGGACCCGACGACGUCGUUCCUAGAUAGUUUGUAUAUCAAGUUCGACUUCGACGAGGCCCAGAACACGCUCGCGAACUGCGAGACGGCUCUGCGGGCGGACUACUUCCUCUGCAACUGUGCAGACGCGUUUAUGGCCGACGCGCGCCUGUUCGUCUUCGAGACGUACUGCCGCAUCCACACGUGUAUUGAUAUUGAGAUGCUCGCCGGCAAGCUCGUCAUGGACAAGGACAAGGCGGAACGCUGGGUCGUCGAUUUGAUCCGGGGGAGUUUGUUAGAUGCGAAGGUCGACAGCGGCGCGAACACGGUGGUCAUGGGCGCGAAGCAGCCCUCGGUCUACGACCAGGUCGUCGACAAGACGCGGGACCUGUCGCAGCGGACGGCGGCGCUGCUGGGCGCGCUCGAGGCGAAGGUGUGCGCGGAGGCCUAGGGUAACGGAGCAUGACUAU